AUGGCAUUCAACAUGAAGUUAUUUGCAUUUCUUAUGUCGUUAUUUUUAUUAGUGCCAUUAUUUUUCACUACAAGUCAAGGAAGACCAACAAGAACCAAAACAAUCACGACCCGUAUCGGUGGUGCACCAACCCAACAACGGGUUUUAAGCAGAAGUCAUGCUCGAAUCUCAAUAGACAGCUACCCUUCAGUCCUUAUAACCAGCUACUUCAGGUUAAGCUGA
Molecule: messenger RNA, 222 nt
Organism: Lactuca virosa
Lineage: Eukaryota; Viridiplantae; Streptophyta; Magnoliopsida; Asterales; Asteraceae
Source: the annotation of a GenBank genome assembly